Bemisia tabaci is the source of this 2853-nucleotide messenger RNA. The record is from RefSeq and is a predicted model, not a curated record. NCBI's taxonomy places the organism in Eukaryota, Metazoa, Arthropoda, Insecta, Hemiptera, Aleyrodidae.
GUUGAUUACAGAGAAAACCAGUGGCACCAUCGUGUUUCUCGCGAACUUUUACAAAAGAAUCAACAAUCAAAUCGCCAAUUCCUCACACAUGCAACAUCUCCAUUGCUGAGAGGCCGAGACCUGUUUGUAUCCAAAGUUUCCAGUUGUUCCAAGACUGCAAGGCGAAGAUUGCCAUUUUGUUGGGAUUACAGGAAGGUCAGGGAUCUCAAAUUUCUGUAUACGCGUCAGAAUCGGACCAUACAUGAGAGAGAACCAUCAUAAGGUACGUUGAUAAGAAGAAAGUUAACCGACCGAGACAUCACAUCAUUCUUGCAUUUAACGACCACUUCUGGGUUGAGAUGAAUCACCCAAUUUACGCGCACGGAUAGGUAAUUUGAGUUGAUUGUAGGCACAAAAGACAGUAACUUGCCCUUAUUUUCUCCUCAUCGUAUUGAUAUGGCAUCUAUCACUGGUGUGGAAUAUUACAACCAUUUUUUGCGAUGUUGGAUUGUUCUGGUAUUUAAAUUGGCCUUUUACCAUGCUAUAAUGAAAGACAAUUUUGAACCUUGGUUGAAGAUAUUUUAAUAGAUAUUUUAAUAAUUAUUGUUGCCAUUACUCGAAAAAAAUACUCCAAAAAUGUAUUUUUUACGGUUCCAAUGGAAUGGGCGCUAGAAUGCUAAAACGAGCCUAAAACCAAAAAAUUAAUCCAUGGGACAUUAAGGCUAGGAAAGCUAGUCAAUUUCCGAAAUAUUUGAUGACGCGUGAGGUAGUGCGGCGUAUUAAAGUCUGGUGAAAACUCGUAGUCGCCAAAAACCAGGGUCACUAAUGUUACGGUUGACUUGCAAUUCCUCGUCGUCAUCUAUUGGAAGUUGUUCCUGGAUGUCCGAUCGUGCCAACCUUAACUGAAAUAGACCACGAGUCAGUUUUUUCAGCCGUGGAAAACUGAAUUGCGGAAAAUUAUUUAUCUGUCAAUAGUCGAGGCGGGUCCACUGGGCAUUUUAAGAGCAUGAUCUUUCAGCUUCUACACGAGCUUGCACAACAUUUACUUCUUUUGCUUUUAAGAAAAGUUCCUGAGCCAAUUUGGGAUUUGCCUCUUUCAUGAUGAUUUUCUCGUGAUUACUUGUUUACAAUCGCGCCGGGUAUUUUGCAUAAUUCACCCAAAUGGACCGAAUGCUGUAUCGGUAUAAUUUUAACCAAAAACUUGAAAAGGGACUAUAUGUGUCCAUUCCGGACCUCUACAAUCCACCGGAUCUUCGUGACGAGCCGAGAUUCGUUUGCAUCGUCUGUGGAAAAUUGCCUCUCUUCCUGCCCGAAAAGAUUUGGCAUUCAAAACUCAAAUCUGCACUGCUCAAGAAAUGGAAUUACAUCGCGGUGGCCACGAUCUAUGAUAAAUACAUCGCGGUGGCCACGAUCUACGAUAAAUACAUCGCGGUGGCCACGAUCUACGAUAAAUACAUCGCGGUGGCCACGAUCUACGAUAAAUACAUCGCGGUGGCCACGAUCUACGAUAAAUACAUCGCGGUGGCCACGAUCUACGAUGAAUAUAUCACCGUCUGCAACCCAUUCCAACAUCUCUUGGCCCAGUUCUAAUUCGCGAUUUAAUAUUACUGCAUUGUUAUUCCGGCUAUCAGCAAAGUUAAGGUCUAGAAUAGAUAGGAUGGACCAGUCUGUGCCGACUAUGAGAGUCGGCUUGAUCAGAUGCCUUUUCUAAUGAUGAGAAAACGUUUGACGUGAAACUAGAAAGUUUGAGCUUUUAUCGAUAUAACUUUAAGUUCCAUCGACAUAACAAUCGCUCUCAGGGUUUCCGGGGUUGGAUUAUAAAGCUUGGACUACGAGAAUCGGCUUGAUCAGAUGCCUUUUCUUGUAAUGAGAAAACGUUUGACGUGAAACUAGAGAGUUUGAGCUUUUAUCGAUAUAAGUAUAAGUUUCAUCGACAUAAACAAUCGCUCUCAGGGUUUCCGGGGUUGGAUUAUAAAGCUUGUUGUAGAAAUCCGUUGCAAGCUCCUGAAUAUAAUUUUAGCGAUGAAUAGCUCCAAAUCCUAUAUUCUUGGGGAUAAACUUAAACAUGAGCAACUUUCUCACAGUAUUGAUGCAUAGACGAACAUUCUGUCUCGUUGAAUAGUUAAAAAUAACUUUCAGUAAAUCAUCAGGCAAGCCCUGUCUUGACUUACACGAAAACAGAAGAAUAUCUUUCUUUUUUACGUAACGCUGAGUAGGUACAGUCAGGCUGCAAAAUAGGGUCAAAAAGCGAAAACAUUUCUUCAAGCCGUUGUUUGCUGACAGACAUUAGCACGGUAAAGUUCUUGGCUGACAUACUUUCAUAGUCUUCCGGAUAAGACACUAUUGAGUUCGUCGCAGCGUUUUGGAGACCUUGUAAGAGAGAUGAAAACUCUUUUCCCGGUAUGACGAAGGGACGAUACACAUUCUUUAAUUCUGUCGCAAAUUGUGGCAUUAUCAAACCAGCCUCAUCCAGGUAGGCUUGGCAUGAUCUGUAUCCGGGGGAGGGGGGGGAUGAAAAUAUUUAGGGCCACAAAUAUAUUGACUCUGUAUAACUCUAUGUACUAUUUAAAAAGUAUUAGGCUACAGUUCUACGAUUACCAUCUACCGAUUUAUUUAUAGAAUAAGGAUUACGUUCAAUCUGUUUCUUCUUUAUUUUAUAGGCUACAUAUAUACUUUGGUGAUUAGUUAUUGUAUUAUCUAAAUAUGGUAUUUUCUAUAUCAAUCAAUUUCAGUUUAAUUCUAAAAUUUGAAUAAAAAGAUUAUAGUUGUCAUUUAUGGUCUAAGAAUUCCUGGGUUUCCACAAGUUCCUCAAAUCUCUGUCUCCUCUCAUUUUCCACUGAUGUUUGCUAAAAUAAACCGUGUUUCAAAGGUGAA